This is a messenger RNA of Closterium sp. NIES-65, 2586 nucleotides long. The record is from the annotation of a GenBank genome assembly. Lineage: Eukaryota; Viridiplantae; Streptophyta; Zygnematophyceae; Desmidiales; Closteriaceae.
AUGAGCAUGUCGGGCCUGGGCCACGGGCUCGGCGGGUCCGUAGGCGCGUCGCUGGCGUCCCUGGGAGUGUCGGGGAGUCACGGCGACGCGGCGGCGGGGGGCGCGGGGAUGGCGGGAUUGGCGGGGAUGGGGCCGGUGGCGGGGAUGGGGAGCAUGGCGGGGAUGGCUGGGAUGGGGGGAAUGGCGGGGAUCACGGGGAUGACGGGAAUGGCGGGAAUGACGGCUAUGGCGGGGAUGGCGGGGACGAGUGGAUGGAUGCACCACGGCAUGCAUCCGCCGGGAGCCGUUUCGCUUGCUACCCGAGGCGGCGGAGCGGCGAGCAUGGGGGCCAUGGCGGAGGGGCUGAUGGCGGGGGCGUCGCAACUGGGCGGCGGCACCAGUGCGGCGGGCGCCAUGUGGAUGGCGCAAGCCCAGCGACAACAGUCGACGGGAAACGCCAGCGAGCAGAGAGUUCGAGCCACGCCGGAUUUCGCGGAGGUGUACCGGUUCAUAGGGUUCGUGUUCGACCCUUCCACGUCGGGCCACCUCGCGCACCUCAAGGCCAUGGCGCCCAUCGACCGCGAAACCGUGCUCCUUCUCAUGCGAAACCUCUCCAUGAACCUCGCCAACCCCGAGUUCCAGCAGCAUGACGCGUUCAUGCAACUCAUGAGAGGCACGGGCGGCAACGACGCCUCGUCACCACCAUUAGCAGCAGCAGCAGCAGCACCAGCAGCAAACGCAGAAGCAAACACAGAACCCGCAGGCGCCGCAGCAGCAGGCGCUACAGUAGACGGAGAAGCAGCAGAUGUGAGGGCGGCAGCAGGGAGCCGGGGUGCAGAGGACAAGGCGUCAUCAGAAAAUGCCAAGUCUAACGUUGGCGCAGCUGAUGCAACAGGGGGAUCACAAGAGCCCGAGGAGAAGACGAGUAGGCAGACUCAGGCCCAGGAGCAAAGGCCAGAGAGUGCUGCGGGCUGUGUGAAGUGGGAAGAAGGUAGGGCGGAGGCGGGCAGGUUAGCGGGAAGUGGAGUUGGUGCAGAUGCUGCAGCAGCUGCUCGAGAGAGUGCGAAGGAACGAGCAGCAGAGGAGGAUGGUGCGGUGGGAAUGGAGGUGGAAGGGGGAGAGGCGAGGCUGCUAGGCGAUGGACAAGAACGGGUUGACGGAGCCAAUGGGGUCAAUGCAUCGUCCCCUGCGCCCACCACGCCCUCUCGCCCACACUCCGCCCUUCACUCCGCUGCCCAUUCCGACCAACACCUCCUGGCGCACAACCACCAGGCGCUCCUCACAGCCAUGCGCGGAGGCGCUAGCAGCCUAGGGGGGGACGUGCCCCGCGCCAUAGGAGGGGGCAUGGCCAGCAGCAUGCGGGGCAAUGUGCCCCGUGGGGUAGGAGUGGGGGGGGAGAUGCCCCUUGGGAACGUACCUAUGGGCGGGGGGGAUGUGGAGGAGCUCUUCAUGAUGUCCCAUAUGAUGUCUGCCUGGCCAGGAUUCUCUGGAUUUGAUCUGCCAGAGGAUGUCAAGCCGGGUACGCUGCCCCUCCCUGCGAAUCUUCCUGGUAAUCCGCAUGCCAAUCUCCCAGCCGGCCUCUCUGCAACUCUCCCUGCGGGGCUGUCUGCGACGCCGCCGCUGCAGUACCUGCCGCAGUUUGCUGCUGCUGCUGCCGCGGGUGGCAUGGCCGGAGCAGCUGUGGUCUCGGCAGGAGGCGUGGUAUCCGAGGCAGGAGCCGAGGCAGCAGGUUCGGCAGCGAGGUCAUCGAGUGGGUUGGGGGCAGGAACGGGUGGUGGAGCUGCAGGGAAGAGAGUGGGUGCGAGCACAGAUGCAGAGGUGCUGGCGCUGACAGCUGCUGUAGCAGCGCGAGCAGCAGGGACAGGCACGAGCGGUGGUGCUAAUGCUGCUAGUGGCAUCAGUGCUGGUGGCGGUGUUGCUGCUGGGAAUGGUGCUGGUGGUGCUGCUGGUGGUGGUGGUGGUGCUGGUGGGGUGAGCAAUGGAGCGGGUCAAGCUGCCAUGUGGGCUGGUAGGAUGGCAGGGGGGGGUGGCAUGGCUGUUGGCAUGGCUGGUGGCAGCAUGGGAGGCGGAGGCAUGGCACCUGUGAUGAGAGGCUUGCCUGGAGGAGGUGUUAUGUUGCGGCCAGGUGGCAUGGUGAUGAUGGGGGGUCAUGAACCGGGGCAAGGCAUGGCUGGUGGUAUGGGCGGUGGCAUGUUGGGUGCAGGCGUGGGAGGGACAGGCAUGGGGGGUAUGGGAAUGGUAGCAGGAAUGGGAGGUAACAUAGCUACUGCAGGCUUGGGAGUGCAUGCGCGACCAGGUAUGGGUCUAGGUCCGGGAUCUGCAGGCGUGGGUCUACGCCCGGGAGCUGCAGGUGUGGUGAUGGGGGCUACAGUUACAGGCAUGGGUGCUGCAGCGAUGGCGGCAACUGGUGUGAGAGGAGGUGCAAGCGCAGGUGCCAUGGGUGUGGGUGCCGCCCUUCCUGGCAUGGCUAUGCCUUUGGGCAUGGGAAUGCUGCCUGGAAUGUUUAAGUUUCCGGGGUCGUCUGGUGGUGUGAUUCAAGGUGCAGGAUCUGGUGGUGCUGGUGUGCCGCCUGUUCAGUUUGGAGGUCUUACAAAUGGAAUUGCGUGA